Messenger RNA from Oryzias melastigma (Indian medaka), 4127 nucleotides. It is a transcript of the gene hoxa9a, whose product is annotated as homeobox A9a. NCBI's taxonomy places the organism in Eukaryota, Metazoa, Chordata, Actinopteri, Beloniformes, Adrianichthyidae. Gene Ontology annotation, cellular component: nucleus. The coding region runs from base 2169 to 2960 and encodes 263 amino acids. The transcript has 2 exons. Gene Ontology annotation, biological process: regulation of transcription by RNA polymerase II; embryonic skeletal system morphogenesis; DNA-templated transcription. Gene Ontology annotation, molecular function: DNA-binding transcription factor activity, RNA polymerase II-specific; RNA polymerase II cis-regulatory region sequence-specific DNA binding. The record is from RefSeq and is a predicted model, not a curated record.
AGUCGGGAUUAAAAGGCUGUGUUUUCCGUGAGCUGUGGUGACGCAGACACGCCAGACAAGGCCUCGGUUACGACCACUGCAGUGGAGGGGAAGGGGAAGGUGAAUGAGGCAACAGCGACCUCCUUGGGCAAUGGGACCGGAUGCUUCCGCUGCGCAAUGGUGGCUCACACAAAAGGAGGGGAAGGGCUUUAUGGCGAUAUUUAGAUCCGCCAGACAGGCUGUUAUCUGCAGAGGCAAAAGCAGUGAAUAGCCCCUGCGGUAAACUGCGGGGUGAAAAAAACACCCUGAUUGCGGUUUACAGCCUGAGAGCCUUUGGGACUGUUGCGUCUUUUUCCUGCUCCGAAGGUGUUUGUCUAUUCUUAUUUGUCUGCUUGAAGUUUUAGUGCGCAAACAGAGACACAAGGGGUCUUCUCCGACCCUCCUAAGCUUGUUUGAUGUCUUCUGGACAAAUAAAAACCACAAGUCAGAUUAAAGUCAAUGUAUUUCGUCCUUCUUUUGUUCACUCCACGGAUGUCAUGGUAGCUGCAGUGUGCAGAUUCUGUGUUUCUUCCCAUGUGGCCUUGCAUGGGUGUUGGCCAGGCUCCAUUUUAAAUGCUGGUAAUAAAUAAUAAAACACCAGCGCAAACAAAGUUACUCCUUUUACCGAAUUCUGCUUUGGAAUUAAUACAUUCACGCAUCCACGAGCCUUACAUAAUAUUCCUUUUUUGACCAAACUUUCUGCAAACCCGGCUUCGUGCAAAACCACGCCGUAAAAAUGUAAAAUUCAAAUGAAUUUUUCAGACUAAUUCGGAAAUUAAAUGAUUUUCAGAAAACGUGCGUUUUUUUGAACGGACACUAAACUUUACGCUUAUUUUUAGCACCGUUUUGCGUAACUUUACACCGAAUGCGGCUGUUGGCAGACUUUAAAGUGCAUUUGUUAAUGGCCGUGAGGAUACCAGCGUGGACGCCUGUGCAUGUGAUAACUGUGGUGCAAACAAUAAACGCGUUCAGACGAAUCACUGCAUACUCUGUUCAUGUGUUAUUUGAAUUUAAAAGACAAAAAAAAAUAUGGUUUCUAUUCAUUUUCAUCUUUUCCUACAAUUAUUAAAUUUCUAACUAAUUUGUGCUAAAAUACAUGUCAACUCAUGAAUAUUUUUCAUUAUCUUAUGGCCCUUUUAAACAUUUUUUUUAGGGAAAAACUCAAAAACUAAACCCUGCGAGUGUUUAUGAGCUAUAAAAGUUUACUGCACUACUUUCAUAUAUAUUUUUUAAAAGUAGAUCAUUUUAAACUGUUUUAUAUACGCAUGUAAAAUGUAAAUAGAUUAAAAUUUGAAUUUAAUUGCAACUAUUAGUAUUCUUUUUUUUAGCUUAUGUGGUGUUGGAAAAAAUGAGUUUAGAAAACGCGCGUUUUACGCAGUAAAAAUAAAGCAACGACUCAAUUGCAUUAAAAUGUUUUUCAGAUUAUUUUGAAACGUUUGUCGUGAAACUUUAAAUUGAGCAAAAAAUUGAUCUUAUUUUUAUUACGUUUACCCAAUUUAUAACCCGCGUUUGUUGAAGAGGAGGGGAAUUUACGCACAGUGUAGAUGUGUGACGCAAAACCAACAUAAGCACAAAAACAAUUUGUGUUUUUUCUUUUAUAAUCCUCAGUUUAAUCCUGCCUCCAUAACCCGCUGCUGCUUAAAAAAAUCUGUUUUGGCGCGCUGUAAUAUCAGGGUGCUUAGGCUUCCUAUAAAGCAUCUCGUAAAAUGAGGCUUCCGAAUGCGUCGUUUUGGAUAACCAACGGGAUUGUAAAUGGAAAUAACACCGUAAAAGUUUUACUUUCUGGUCGAACAUCACCCCCUCCCCCGUAAUACAAUUAGCAGAUUUUGUUUCUUAAAUAUUGAUAAUUCUUAAAAGUCGAGGUUGUAACAGCACUGAGGGUGAGUAUUUAAUGACUACAGGGAUUGAUUUAUUCUUUAUUGUUCAGCCUUAUGAUCACGUGACUCCGCUGCCCAAUGGCAGGGGCGCCUGUCUCCCCAUUACUUUCCCACUGUAGUUCUGUGUGGGGCCAAGUUGCUACUUGAUUUCUCCACAUUGUUAUUUUGUGAGGCUGGGUUUACUGCGUGUGUAUAUGUAUGUGUGUAGUGUGUGUUGCCCUUUUGCUCGUAUCUGUUGUAUGACUGUGUCCAUGUGAAAGUCAUUUUUCUGCCAUGUCGACAUCCGGAACGCUGACCAGCUACUACGUGGAUUCCCUCAUUCUGCCCGAGAGCGAGGAGCUCUCUGUCCCGAGGUACCCCUCCGCUCCCGGGCUGCAGCACGCCAGACAGCCCGCCUCCAUCGGCGACCCGGGCGAACUUGGGACUUGCACGUUCCCGUCCAAACCCCAGGUGUUUGGGCCGACAUGGAACCACGUCCCCGCGCAGUUCCCAGGCACAGUCUCCUCUGUUUAUCAUCACCACUACGGGCAUCCUCAGGGCCCGGUGGCUGCAGAGACAGAUGGCCGCUAUCAGUCGUGGGUGCUGGAGCCCAUGUCCGCUUCGUUGCCUUUGACCGGAUUACCGACGAGCCAACAUUUCGGGAUCAAACCAGAGGGUCUGGGGACGCGAGGGGACGGCGCGCUGCCCGGGUCUCACACUUCACUGCUGCUCUCCGAUUACGCAAACGGCACGGUGGCGACAGCAUCACCGGCGGAGAAGGACGAGCUGAGCGCGCAGGCGGACGCGAGCGCAGAGGGCGAGGAGAAACCGGGCCUCGACCCAAAUAACCCGGUUUCCAACUGGCUCCACGCGAGUGCCACCAGAAAAAAGCGCUGCCCGUACACCAAGCACCAGAUCCUGGAGCUGGAGAAAGAGUUCCUCUUUAACACCUACCUGACCAGGGACCGAAGGUACGAGGUGGCGAGGCUGCUCAACCUCACCGAGAGACAGGUUAAAAUCUGGUUCCAGAACCGCAGGAUGAAGAUGAAGAAGUUCAACAAAGACGGCGCGCCGAAAGACGAAUAAGAAAAGCGCAAAAGAGCAGUAUUGAGGUUGACACGCCGGCCUCUGUGCCCAAAGGACCUUGUUUUUAACUCCUUUGUCUCAUUGUUCUAUAUUACAGGAUUAUGUGAAUAAGAUAAAAAAGCAUGUUGAGCUAUAGUUUUAUGCGACUACCUUCAUAUUGCACAAAUCUGACAGUGCCAUCUCGAUUUGAUUCAUUUGCUCAUUCUCUUUUCAGUGUAUAGUUUGCCUGUGCUCGUCCGUGUAUGGAUGUUCGUAGCUGUGUGUGUUUUGUUUGUAGUCAUAUUUGUUGUUUGCUGACCGCAUAGUUUCCCCAAGUGUAUUAGUUUCAGAUCAAAUCCAGACGGAUGAGUUUAACAAUAUUUAAAAAAAUGAAGUAGGUGCACAAAAACGCAGAAAUCUCUUGAAAUUCUUGCAAAAAUGAUGAAAACACAAAAGCUACAUGGCAUAAUUGACUACCUACGUCCUUUUAACUACCUACAUUUGUUUUUAGAUUAUUGCGGAUUAUUGUAGAUUUGCUUGCGUCACUGUAACUGAAUUUCAGGGAGUAACAUUUUCAAGGGAAAUAAUGUUUGUUAGUUAGAGAAAAUGAAACACUGUAGGCUACUCAUCGAAUACCUCGCGGUCUGCUGGCCGUCUGACGUUUGCUUCACAAAUGUAAUUUGUACUAUUUAUUAAAUAAAACAAAUUAUAUCUGGACUAUAACGCCUUAAAUGUAUUUUUUUAUAUUGCGUAAAAUUUCAAAUGUCAGAAAAAGAUUUAUUUUUUCUGCUUGGAGGAACCAAAUGACACACCCAAAGAUUUGAACAAGGUGCGCAUGAGGUGAAAAUAGGUGUGUGUGCGUAAAAUGUGUGUGUGCGUAAAAGAGUCCAUGUGUGUGCGUAAAAGCGCGCGUGUGUGUGCGUAGGUUGGGGACAGUGUUGCGUCUUGGCAAAGGAUGUUGUUAGCUGUAUGCAGCCAUAAAAGACAAUUACCGCCAUAACCUUUUAUUGGGUGCAAAGCGCCGCAAGGCGAGAGGACACAAAACAACAACAGAAAAAAAAGAGACACGAAGUGUUCAACAGCUGAAGCCCCAAAAUACUGCCAGCCUUUGUGUCCAGCUCUGCGCAAAUAUGACAGAGUCUUAGGCUGCGGUUCUGAUCUUAACACCACCGAGAAUGAAAAAAAAAA